Penicillium brevicompactum is the source of this 684-nucleotide messenger RNA. RefSeq lists its product as uncharacterized. The transcript is spliced from 2 exons. The record is from RefSeq and is a predicted model, not a curated record. Bases 1 to 684 code for a protein of 227 amino acids. NCBI's taxonomy places the organism in Eukaryota, Fungi, Ascomycota, Eurotiomycetes, Eurotiales, Aspergillaceae.
AUGUCCCCAACAAGACACAAUGACACCAACCCCUCCCCCCUCCAAUUCAACAUCCAAACCGAACCCAUCCAGCGCCACGCCCAAAACCACACUUCCCCAGUCCCACUAAACAUGAACAUGAAUAUGAACAUGAACCUAAACACAACAACCUUCGCACCAAACUUCAACACCCCCUCUUCACCAAGCUCACCAUCCCGCAAACCUAAAUACGAAGCACGCUACGCCUCAACCAUCGCAAACCCACUCAAGAAACCCGGUCUCGCGCGCUCCCGGACCCGCAAAAUGUUCCUUAAUCGCGUGCGCAAUGAUCGCGACGAAGGCCGCUUCGAGGCGCGCGGUGAACAGAUGAUGCAUAUGGAACAUCUUGCUGAUCGGAGGCGCUGGGAAGAGUCUAUGGCGCGAGAGGGUGAGGUUGCUGAGUAUGGGAUUGAGGAUGAGGAGGAUGAUAUGCUUCCUGAUGAUGCGGAUGCGCUUGAUGAGUUCUUGUCACAGGAGGAGGCCAUGGAGAUGGCUUUGAGGGAAUCGCAGGCGCAGGCGCAAGCGCAAUCACAACCAUGUGCGCAGUCUGGGUUCGGGCGUGUUGAUCAAUUGCGAAAUGGGAAUGAUGUUCCGUUUAGUGAUGAUGAUUAUGAUGAUAUAUUUAUGGGGCUGCAGGAGCAGUCUCAGGAUAUGGAUAUGUCGUGA